GUUCGUUCUACAAACCAACCUACAAACCAACGUGCACGGUGGGAUCUCAUAUCACCGUGCACGUUGGGUUGUAAGAACGAAAUGACAGAGUCACGACAUCAUCAGCAUCCAAAGUCACAGUCCAGCGUCACGUCGACCACCAAGGCCGAGGGCGAUGGGUGUGCUGGAGGAGUUGGGCUAGAUACUACAGGUCAGAGAACUGGAAUUGGUGUGGCUUCAGCUUGGAAUGGUGCCUUUGCGAUCCAUCCCUUCAAGACAUAUCUGCAGCUCCUACCACCUCGCCAUCACGAUCACCGCCUCGAGAUGAUCACCAUGGAGAACAUCGACACUCAUUUCAAAAACCAUGGGUGCGGCCCGGGCUCUGCUUCCCAGCCGCAUGAUCGUCGCCUCGAGAUGAUCACCAUGUCCGGCUCUGGAGCGGACGGUCAAGGAAAAGAACGCCAUCAUGAAGGAAGUCGCUCCCAUGUUCGGAAAUUGCCGACAAGCGCCAUCAUGACUGGGGUCAGCUCUUCUUGGGUAGGAGGACAAGGACUCGCUCUCAAGGCUGACCUCGAGGUGGCUGUUGUCGUCAUUAUGCUGAACAUCAUUGCCAGCAAGCGCCAUCAUAGUUAGAGUCAGUUCUGCUUGAGUAGGAGGACAAGGACCCGCUCUCAAGGUUGACUCGAGGUGGCUGUUGUCGUCAUUAUGCUGGGUUUUGUUUUUCGCGGAUGCAUUGAUUUCGGUGGAUGGGAUGGUUUUAAACUCAGUCUUCAUCCUUUUUAAAAUUAAAAAC
Molecule: messenger RNA, 772 nt
Organism: Mytilinidion resinicola
Lineage: Eukaryota; Fungi; Ascomycota; Dothideomycetes; Mytilinidiales; Mytilinidiaceae
Exons: 3
Source: RefSeq, a predicted model, not a curated record